UGCACAAGCAGAGCUGCCAACCAACCAGUUUGGUGACUGAGGAAGAAGAGUGGCGCACACAAUGCACUGCACGGCUGACAAGGGUUGUGUCUCCCUGAUUUUCACGAUAAAUUUCCAAUUCAGAGGAAACUUGUGAAAGGGCAGCAGUGGAGCCGUUCUGUUUCUCUCCUUAUAUAUUUUCACACUGGAUUUAGUGAGAAAAACAAAUCGUUGACCGGGAACGUCGGCGAGUGGUCCAACUAAUCCUAAACAUUGGAUUACACAGUGAAGGCUGCAUGAAGGAGCUGCCCAGCCCAACGGGGGCUUGGCCGACACCCUCGUUUAUGGAAAUCGACACCGAGGCUUUGAUAUUUGGGCCUCGAUUUUUUUCUUUAUGAUGGCGGUGGAACGAAAGAAGAGUUGUCUGUAAAGAAGCAAGAUAUUGUUCUUUUGGAGACGAUCGCUUGAAAAAGGGCGUCCAUAUUCUUCCUGUUUCCUUUUAAAAAGCUGAAAGGUCCUUGCUUGUGGCUUAGCUGGCUAACAGCUGGAUCGGCUAACGCUAGCUAGCCAGAGUGCUAACGUUACGUCUUUCUUUUGAUGUGAUGCGAAUUCAACCAUUACUAUCGGCCAUGAACAUUUCGACAGGAGAAAAUUCUGUUCUUGUGGCUAUUGGAUAUUAGUUAGUUCCACGCUGUACUGUCUGCCUUGCCAGUCUUUCCGGGGAGAACACAGUUUUAUUCGUAGGUUGCUUGCGGGAUAUAUUGUACCGUAGUGAGUUAGCCGUGUACAUGCUAUCCAAAUGAGCAAAAGCUAAUUGGCUGAAGUCAACACUGACCUAACGUUAGAUAGCAUUAGCAUUAAGUGCUUUAACUCAAUCAGACAGCUCUGUUACUCCGUAGAUUGUGAGUAAUUUACAUGAGGUGUCAACAAUAAUACUAAACAUUUAACAUUAACACAAAAUCAUGUCACGGCCACUAGUGUGUUAAUGUCGAAUAUCUGGGUUAAUGGCCUUGCUAACUAGCUAACCGUGUAAUUUUGCUAACAGGCAAAUAAAUUUGUCAGCGUGUGCAAAAAAUUGGGAAAUUCUGGACGUAAGAGUUGUGUUGAGCAAUGCCAACGUUGGUGUGAUUUUCAUUUUGCGAUCUAUCUCGGAGCGAUUUGGCCCGCUUUGUUAAAAACACAGCUAGACUUGUCUUUUUUGUUUACAUGCGGAUAACUUAUGUGGUAGUCGGUUGAAUUUCUUGCUAGCUAGCUAGUGUUAGCUGCAUACUAGACACAAUCGGCUAUGUCCUGACAUUUGUGUAUGUUGUGGAUGUGUUAAAUUCCCAUGUGGAUCAGAGUUUGCGUUCAGAUUAACUGAAAUGACACUCAAAUUCCGCCGAAAGAAAGGCACCGAUGCCAAUAGACUGUUGUCAGAGGACGGUAAAUAAUAGCCACUGGUUCCAUUAACGCCAUUUUAACAGGGCUCCCUGCGAGGGCCUGAGCGGUGGUGUUUUAUUUGCGGUUCGGUGCCUUCCACCGGACCGGGACUUGACUAAAGUGCCUUUGGUCUCACUGGAGUUUCAAAAGGAGGUGGCGUUUGAACAUGGAGGGCCCGAGCCGAAGCACUGGAUUUAGGCAAAGCCGACGGUCCCGUUCACAGCGCGACAGGGAGCGGCGGAGGAGGAGAGUGGACCUGGCCGAGGAGCGGGCCACAUCCCUGUCCUCGGGCUCCGAUCGGGAGGCUUGUGGGACAAACAGUGUCCUGGGACCCGGUGGAAGAGAAUGCCGGCCUGGGUUUGGGAGACACAGGCCUCCACGCCGGAGGAAGAGAGAGUCUGUGUCCUGCGAGGAAGACGUCAUUGAUGGUUUCGCGAUUGCGAGCUUCAUUAGCUUGGAGGCACUGGAGAUGGACUGCUCUCUGAAGCCCAAUCAGCGCACUGAUAUGCUGGGAAGAAGGAACAAGGGGAAGAGGGGUCCAGAGGAGAACGGUGGAGGGCCGAUGUCGGAGCCGGAGGAAGGAGCCCCGCACAGCUACUCGAGCAGCUGUUGGAACAAGAGCAAAAAUAAGAGAAGGAGGAUAGAGGGACAUCCCUUGGAGACGGGCUACAUUUGUGACACUGAGAGUGAUACAGGAGACAAGGCCUCUGACAAUGACAUGGACCAUGUAUUCACGGUUGUGGAGCCAACUGCCUCAAACAUGGGCACAUCCAUGGGCAAAAGCUGUCCGUCUCUGCAGUCCCGUUGUGGUGGUGGUGUAUCACGGUUGACGGUGACCUCGAAAGUGUCUGGCCUGGAGCGAAGCCAGGAGAAAAGCUUGGAGCAGCAUUUCCCAGAGCCUGUUUGUUCUUCUACCUCUUCUGCCCCCUUCUCUUGCCUGCCUUCAUCGGCCGCAGCCUCGGCCACAGUCCCCCGGCCCAGCCCGCACAACGGUAAUGGCAGCCGUCACAACGGCAGCCCUCCACUCUCCAAACCCAAGCCUUUCCCCACUCUGCCUGGACGAUCUCACUCCAUCUACAGCAUCAGCAAUAGGAGCAGCACCCCAGUAAGACCUCCCUCAUCUGCGUCAGCUGUUGCAUCUUCCUCAUCCUCCAUGCGCCCCCCAACUCCCUCCACCAGUGUCUCACUGCCCUACGAGAAGGUCUCAGGAUCCUCAGGGCCCCUCAGACCCCCAUCUCGAGCCAGCUCUGUGGCCCUGUUCGCGUCCUCACCUGGUCUGCCCCCACCUCCACCUCUGCUUCAAGGUCCUGUCCACUCAUCUGCAGCAGAUCAGGAAAUAAUGCGUCAUAACUUAAACUCCCACUUCUUGAAUUCACAAGCGCACGAGGGCAGACGCAGCGUCCCGGGGGCUGAUACUAACGCAGCAGCUGCAGGCCGCACGACACCUGGUGGCCCAUCAGCAUCGAGCUCUGCCUCGGGGUCAUCGGGCCGAGCGUCUCAGAACCCACCGCUGGCCUUCCAGUUCCAUCAGCACAACCACCAGCACCAACACACGCACACACACCAACACUUCACGCCCUUCCUGCAUCCGCCAGCCACCGCACCGCCUCUGUAUCCUGGCAAAAUGGACGGGCUGUACCGACACUCUUUUUUCCCACAGUACACGCCACCCUCAGUACCGGGUAUCCAGCCUGUCAUUCCUCCCACCGGGCCUUUCAGCUCCUUGCAGGGAGCAUUUCAGCCAAAGCCUCUUGUCCCUCAGGGAACGGGUCCUGAUAUCACCACACGUCUUGGGGUUGUGCCUCACCACCUGCAGCCCAAAGACCCCAGGCUAACUGAUCCAUUUGGGACAUCGUUGAAAAUCAGUAAUAAACCAGGAAAGUGGUGUGCUAUGCAUGUUUAUGUGGCCUGGAUGAUUCUAAGCCAUCAGAAAAAAGUAAAGUUGAUGCAGGCUGAUCCCCACAAAUUGGACUUCCGUAGUGACCUGCUGGCCCGUCUUCCUGGAGCUGGGGGACUGGGCCCCCUGGGGCCCAUAGGAGGAGCCCUGCCUCCCACUCAUGAUCUGACCAGACCGCCCAGUCUGUUCUCAGCCACAGGGCCAGUGAAUCCGUCCUCGGCUCCUUUCAUCUCGCCAUCAGCGCCCCACUCCUCUUUCCUCGCACCAACCGCACACUUGGAUCCAUAUGGCAGAUCCCCACCUUUCACCCCACUGGGAGCUCUUGGUUCUGGUGCCUUUGGAGGACUUGGCAGCCCAACACUGGCGAGCUCCGUGUUUGGCCCCAAAGAUUCACCAGCUAGUGUGGUUGGAGGCUUACCAAACACCAACCAUCAUGACCCGUGGAACCGUCUACAAGGGGGCCCAUCUGGGUUCCCUGCUGGCCCCAGCUGGGCCAAAGGGGCAGACAAGCGGGACGAGAGGGAUCGAGGGAAGGAAAGUGAGAGGAGAGACAUCCCCCACAUCAAGGAUGAAAAGGACAGAGACAAUAUGCUGUAUGGCCGACAACCUGUGAGAAUGUCGCCAGUUGCCCCUUCGUUCAAGCCCCGCAGUAGCACCCCAGUUUCCCACAUUAAUGGCCACAGCAGUGCCGUGGGGGGGAGCAGCGGGCCUGUUGAGGACCUGACACGCAGCUUAAAUAGAGACAGAGACCGCGAGCGAGACAGAGAUGGAGAUAAGAGGCCGCUGCCAACAGCGUCUUCACGGGGACUGUCUCUGGGCUCUUCAUCUUUAGUAGCAGACAGGGAUAGACCUCGGUCUUCGUCAUCUUCUGCGCUCACAACUCCCCCACCCUCCAACCGUUCGGCCCAGUCUCCUCUGGACCUUUAUCCUCGCCCACUGGCCCCGACAGCACAUAGUCACCACAACGAACCCUCACACUCCCAAAGGGACGGCAGUCUCCCUUCUUCCUCUGCAGCCUCUGCAUCUGUCACUUCUUUGUCUCAGACCAAGAAGUCUGACCGGACCACAACACCUGUCUCCAAACCUCCACUGCUCCUCCCACCGGUUAAAGUGAAAGAGGAGCGGAAAGAGGAGCCAGAGCAUAUCCCCAUCACCCUGCCUCCCCCAGCACCCAACCACAGCUUCGACCGCCCCAACAGCCAUCCACACCACCCUAGUUCUGGUACCCCUUCCUCUUCUUCGUUAUCACUGACUCCCACUCCCGGUGUUCCCCUCCUGCCACACACCCCAAACCACCCUCCUUCCCACCAACACCUUUCCCUGCUUGACCGCUCCAGGGCCAUUGAAGCAUAUCUGGGGAGCACAGCAGGUGCUACAGGGUUGGUAGUUGGUCCAGGGGGAGAACGUUUCCCCCAUGGUCCGAGCCAAGGACCACCACAAGGUCCACAUAGCUUCACCUGGGACCCCUGGAGGGAGCUUGCAGCUCAACAUCAGCAACAUCAGCAUCGCAGGGAGGCCUUGUCGCUUCGGUCAGACCCUCACCUGGCCCUGCGAACUGAUCCACAUCUGGCCCGAUUGCUCCAGCAUCAGCGCCUUCUGGAGGCAGAGAGGGUUGCAGCUGUAGCAGCUGCAACUGCAGCAGCCACCCCUCACCACCCUCCGACAUCUACCUCUGCUGCCUCCACCUCUGCUGUCCGCCAGGAGUUUGGCCUAAUGGCCCAUCACUUUGACCGCCCUCCUCACCUGGGACCCCCAGGAGGAGGACUGAUCGAUGAGGAGCAGCGUGCCCAGAUCCUGAGGGAAGACUUUGAGCGGGCUCGCUACUUCAGGAUGCAUCCACAUCUUCCUGCUGGCUCUCACCUCUCGAGCCCCUCUCAUGCUGCUACUGCCACUCACCUAGAGCAGCUCCACCCUGGCCUUCUUUCCCACUCGCUUCCCUCUGGAGCCUCUCCUGCUUCCCAGCAUCAUGCUGGUCUCUACGCCCAUUUAGGCCCACUGAACCCACACCACAUGCCCAACGGCAUCCUGGCAAAAUCCCCUGCAGGCUUGGUGGGAGCUCUGGGAGUGGGGGCACCACCUCCACUCAUUCCGUCCAUCACCAGCCGGUCGUCCACACCUCCCCGCAGUUCUAGACUCGGAGGGCCAGGUGAACUGGCACUGUACAGCGCCCACAAAGACGGAGAGUCCAGAUAGUACAGGGACAACACUGGAGGAGAUCAAGGGAAAUGUCAGGAUCACUGUGCUGCUCUCAACCUGCCCCCUUUUCCUCUUGCAGACUAUUAAACCCUGCCCUCCCAGUUACACAACCAAACCAGCUCCAGUGCCAGCCCAGAAAGGGUAACCAUGACUGGCUGGAGGUGAUGGUAGGGAGGGAAAUGCAAGACUUGGAAUAUGCGCAAUGGUUCUAUCAGUGCAAUUUAAUGGUACAUGGUUUCUGUGCAUCCUUUGUGUAAUUUUAUUUUAUACUUCCUGUUGGUUAUUACAGUAGUCAGUGUCGAAAGCUGUAUGAAGAGGCAGAGGACAGCUUUUUUCAUUUGUCAGGUGAAUUCAAUUCAAUCCAUGCUUCUAAACAAGCCUUUUUCCAGGUGGAUUGGAGAUGACUUCCAGAGGGAUGUGCACUGUGAAAGCAUAGCAAGAGAUGAACCCUCAGCUUGGUUAACUCAUGGGAUAUCAAUAAGUCCUUUUCUACAUAAAUCGACCCUUAUUAGGUUUUGUGGACGCGGGUCUUUAGAAAUACAGUGGUAAAAGUGGUGCUUUCUGUUCUGUCUUUGUGUCUUUUUGUCAUUGUGAAAAGACAAAAUUACUGACCAUUUGAUGAAGAUCGGUAAGCAUCUCACCUCAUUUUCCUGCUUUACCCAAAAAUCUAAACCCAUUCCCUCAGCCUCACUGAUAAUGAGAUUCAGUCUUUAUUAGCUUGUUUUUUUCUUUCCCAAAGGAUGAAUAGCGAAAUGAACUGUGCCACACUGUGUGAGCGAACACGGUGUUCUAGAGCUUCCUGUAACUGUUUCCCAGUCUCCUCUUGACUAUAUGUGCAGGACCAGAUUAUAGUAGUCUAGAGAAAUUGCCUUUGUAAUUAUUAUUCUUAACAUUAAUUAUCUUCUAUAAUAAUAAUAAAUAUAUUCACUGUUAUGUUAUUUGUCUUUGUUUUGGGUAUCAACCAGUACUCUCUCUCCCCAGGUAGUAAUAUGUUUCAAACCAUGCAAAAGACAAAGCAGAAGGCUUGCUUCACAGAAAACUUAAUACUUGUGAACAUUAAGCCGUAUUGUUUGCAACCUCUGGCCUCUUCAAGGAUCUCAUCUAUGACUUUAUUAUGCUGAGAAGGAGGUUUGUGUGUGUGUCAAUGGCUGUGUUUUAUAUCCAUUUGGGACUAUGGGAGCCUUGUACAUUGAACUGUCAAGUUGUUUCAACAAGAAUAAGUUAUAUACAUGGAUAAGUGGGACAUCUGCUGAAGAACUGAAAAAAAAAAUAUAUGUACUUGUGUCAAAAGACAGCUGGACAGUGGGCAUCCUGAGAGGGAAAAGACUGGGUCGAUUAUUUUAAUAUGACCAUUUUAUACCUUUCAAACCCCUCCCCUAGAGACCACAAAGAUUAAUUAUUAAAUGAAUUGUUGUUUA
Scatophagus argus is the source of this 6909-nucleotide messenger RNA. RefSeq names its product fibrosin (gene fbrs). NCBI's taxonomy places the organism in Eukaryota, Metazoa, Chordata, Actinopteri, Scatophagidae. The transcript is spliced from 18 exons. The coding region runs from base 1565 to 5488 and encodes 1307 amino acids. The record is from RefSeq and is a predicted model, not a curated record.